Messenger RNA from Aspergillus lentulus, 651 nucleotides. Lineage: Eukaryota; Fungi; Ascomycota; Eurotiomycetes; Eurotiales; Aspergillaceae. The record is from RefSeq and is a predicted model, not a curated record.
AUGACGGAACAGCUUUUAGAAGCCAUUCAGUUUAUCCAUGAUGCUGGCAUGGGACACGGAGGUGAGCCACACCCACAUCUAUACUCCUCUACACCUGGUUCGUUCUUGCCUUCAGGGUAUGGUUUUAACGCGGUGGUAGAUAUAAGUGGGGGGAACAUCGCCUUCAGUUGUAGCAACCUGUCGAAUGUAGCGGAAGAGAAUCUCUUUGAAGUCCUUGGGUUACCGGAGACCGAAGAAUUGGUUCGCCUUGAUGGCAAGCCACUGGACAACGGUUUACCGAAACACAUGGUGAAAGCAGCCGAAUGGGACGAGUGGGUGGAUGAAGAUGAGGAAGAUCUUCGGGUCCUUGACCUUGGAGAGGGGUUCCUUCAAGGACAUGAGCCUAAAAGCCUUUCUCAACCAGGUCAAUUGCAGGCACCAGAGACGAUUUUCGGGAACUCCUUUGACCACCGAGUCGACUUAUGGCGUGCAGGCUGCAUGAUUUAUUUGUUCGUAUUCAGAAGAUCGCCGUUCUGGUACCUUGACGACGAUGGUGCCUUGGUUGAACAGAUGGUCGGAUUUGUGGAGAAGUUACCAGAGGUCUGGCAGCCAGCGUGGGACCGCAUGCAGUUGAACUCGAAGCAUCAGAUACAACCGAUGGAAGGUGAGUGA